This is a messenger RNA of Cadophora gregata, 774 nucleotides long. RefSeq lists its product as uncharacterized. Bases 1 to 774 code for a protein of 257 amino acids. NCBI's taxonomy places the organism in Eukaryota, Fungi, Ascomycota, Leotiomycetes, Helotiales, Ploettnerulaceae. The transcript is spliced from 3 exons. The record is from RefSeq and is a predicted model, not a curated record.
AUGAUAAAGUCACAGCCAUCCUACUCUGUGCUACCGCACACUCCAAAUAUGGGUUUUCCUCCCGAUUCUCCUCAGCGGGAAGAAACAUCGGAAAAGAUGUAUCAAGGAGAACGAGAAACGCUCGAGCGUUCAAAACAAAACCUGGCACAGUCCAACCAAUAUCUCAAAACCAAAAUCCGCAUCCUACGUCUCAUAUCCCGUCUCCUGGGCACCGUCCUAGCAGGCGCAACACUUUACCUCGAGAGCCGUACCAUCUACAGCUAUGCGACAACCCACACAAUAAUGCGCAACAACCGCGGACCAUGGGCACGACAAACAUCACUUUGGCCUUCGAUAAUGCUACUCGCUUCUUCUGGAAUCAGUAUCAUUAUCGGUCUUCUGACCAUGGCCGCAUACACACGCUCUAUCCGUGCUGCUAACAACAUCAACUUUUACGAAACAAUCAUCUCAUAUACUAUCGAAGUGACACAUAUCCUUAGUUGGAUUGUGGUAGCUGUUCUAUAUCGGACUGGUAAGACUGGUCAUGAUCUCUGGGGAUGGGCUUGCUCUCCUUUGGCGAGGAAAAUUGAGCCGAGUUUUGAGGGGGUGGUCGACUUUGCAACAGUUUGCAGAAGAGGAACCACGAACUGGGCACUGGGUGUUGCUAACCCCGCUGUAACAAUCUUCAAUCUCUGCAUUUGGCUUGUGGUGUUCCAGAGAAUCAAGUAUAUGAGAGCUCAGGAGAAGUUGGAGAAGGAUUUUGCAUUGGGACCAGAGGAAAUAGGAGAUUACUGA